AUGUCGAAUAUCCUACGUGAUCAAAAGCAAGGUGAAAAUGAAGAUGAAUUAGCCUUGUCAUAUGAAAAUGUACGAACACAUUACAAUAUCGAUAAUAUUGAUCUUGAUGAGGAUAAGGAUGAUGAUUCAUCCAUUCAAUCUGGGCAAUAUCAUUUUCAAGCUGGUUCCAUCAUUUGUCCAAGUACUUUUCAACGUAUUCUUACUGAAGUAAUGAACAAGGAGAUAGAUGAUCAAAAGGAAUGUUUUGAUAUAUCUGACUUAAGUGAAACAAGUGGUGGUGAUGAUGAUUAUGACAAAAGAAUUGACAAUCAAGAAUUAUUUAAUGAAGCUAUAUUUGAUCAAGAACUAGAACGAGAUAUGCAAAAUUUAUCAGUAGUCAUUCAAACAAAUCAACCUACAGAUGACAUGGUUGCUGAUCGUGUCAUAGAAGAAUUAAAUCAAACUACUGAUGAUAAUGAUAAUAACGAUUCACGUGAGAGUGAACAUGAUAUUUCAUCAAUUUACUAUGGACAUUUGAAUCGAGAAGCAAUUGCUGAAGAAUUUCAAUUCAAUCUGGAAUCUACACCAACCGAUUCCAAUAAUCGAUUCAAUGCGAAAUCGUUUGCUAUUACAUCAUGGACAAAUGUUUCCAAAGGUGAAGUAAUGCAGUAUAUCAAAUCAGAAUUUGGUGUGGAAAAUAUUCAAUAUAUUUGUAUUAGCGAAGAAAUAAGUGAAGUCAAUCAGCAGCAACAUUUACACAUACAAAUUAUUUUUAAAGAAAAAAUUAAUCGAAGACGGCCAUUUCUUGAUACUAUUACACAAACACAUUGUAAUUAUCAAGUCACACAUAACGAUGUGGCAUGGAAUGCAUAUAUUAAAAAAGGUGGUCAGUAUAUUGAAUUUGGUUCAUUUCAAUCAACAAGGUUACGUAGUACUGAUCAAAGACAACGUUUACUAUCACCAGCAUUGUCCACAACGUCAGUACCAAUGCAUACCACCGUUUCUAAUAUUCGAAUGGUACAAAAUCGUCCCAUAACUGUACGAGCACAAGCAGAGGAACGACGACAACAAAGUAAAGAAAUUGCUCGACAAGCAAUGAAAUUAGCUGAAACUAAUGUUCAUCAAGCAAUGUAUUAUAUUAGGGAAAUGAUGCCAGAUAAAUUUCUUCAAUAUAGUUCAUGGUAUUUAUCAACAUUUAAUUAUAUUCACGGACGAAUACAACAACAUAAUCGUGAAACUGCUCGCAUUACUAAGGAAUAUACUUGGCCCAAUUCAUUUCCUCAAUGUACAUCACAGUUAAGAGAAGUUGUUAAUCGUUGGAUAUGUCAUCAUUUUUCUCGUACAAAACGUGCUAAAUGUUUCAUUUUAAUCGGGCCAUCUGGAACAGGAAAAACUUCGUUUGCAUUAUCAUUGCCUGGUUACGUGAAUUAUUUCAAAGAACGAUGGAAUUUGGAUUCGUGGCACGAUUACGCUCGUUAUUCUGUCUAUGAUGAUAUACCUUGGGAUAAAUUUGCUACAUUAAAUUAUCCAAAUAAGAAAGGUCUUUUGACACAAAAUGGCAAGCUAAAUGCAACGGAUAAAUACCGCCGGACAGUAGAAAUUAAUGUUCGUCAACCAGCUAUUGUGCUUCUAAAUCCAGAAGAUAGUGGUUCACUUACUCGUGAACCGACAACUUGUGAAGAACAACAAACAGCUGCCUAUUGGAAGAGAAGAGCUACUGUUUACAUAAUGAGUCCGAAUGAACAUUUCUAUCAACGCGGGCAACAUAACACCGAUUCACAAACAAAUCAAACAUCAAGUAACUCAUCUAUGGCCACAAAUGAAGAACGACUCGGUGAUUCUGAUGAAUUUCAUAUCUAA
Molecule: messenger RNA, 1839 nt
Organism: Adineta ricciae
Lineage: Eukaryota; Metazoa; Rotifera; Eurotatoria; Adinetida; Adinetidae
Source: the annotation of a GenBank genome assembly